Branchiostoma floridae (Florida lancelet) is the source of this 2870-nucleotide messenger RNA. Its product is annotated as non-specific lipid-transfer protein-like. The transcript is spliced from 17 exons. Gene Ontology annotation, molecular function: acyltransferase activity, transferring groups other than amino-acyl groups. Bases 59 to 1681 code for a protein of 540 amino acids. The record is from RefSeq and is a predicted model, not a curated record. Lineage: Eukaryota; Metazoa; Chordata; Leptocardii; Amphioxiformes; Branchiostomatidae.
UAGCUAGAAGGUCGCACAUCCGGGAGUUUGACCCGAAGGGCCGUGACCCCAGACAAAGAUGGCGACCAACAGGAGGGUGUUUGUUGUUGGAGUCGGCAUGACCAAGUUCGAGAAGCCUGGUCGCCGAGAAGACUUUGACUACCCUGAUAUGGCAAGGGAGGCUGGAAGCAAGGCGCUGGCUGAUGCUGCCAUUUCAUAUAAAGAUGUCCAGCAGGCUGUUGUGGGAUAUGUAUAUGGAGACACAACUUGCGGACAAAAGGCUGUAUACCAGCUGGGCCUGACAGGAGUACCAAUCUACAAUGUCAACAAUGCCUGUGCUACUGGGUCCUCAGCUCUCAUGAUUGCCAAACAGCUGGUAGAAGGAGGUCUGAUUGACUGUGCCUUGGCCAUAGGAUUUGAGAAGAUGGAACCUGGCUCACUCACCUCAAAGUAUCCUGAUCGGACCAGUCCUAUUGGGAAACAUGUGAAGGUGAUGGCCCAGAAGUAUGGUGUCACAAAUGAUCCCCUCACACCACAGAUGUUUGGCAAUGCAGGGAGGGAGCACAACUUAAAAUAUGGAUCCACUCCUGAGCACUUUGCCAAGAUUGCUCUGAAGAACCACAAACAUUCUGUCAACAAUCCGUAUGCCCAGUUCCAGAAAGAGUACAGCAUUGAUGAGAUCAAGAAAUCCAAGAUGGUGUUUGAGCCUGUCCAACUAACAAGGCUGCAAUGCUCACCCACAUCUGAUGGCAGUGCUGCAGCGGUGCUAUGCAGUGAGGACUUUGUGAAAAAGCACAACCUUCAAGCUCAAGCUGUAGAAAUACUCGGAAUGGCAAUGGCCACUGAUCUGCCCAGCACCUUUGAUGACGCCAGCUGUAUUAAAAUGGUUGGAUAUGACAUGACCAAAACGGCAGCUCAACAGUUGUAUGAGAAGACCUGUGUGCAGCCAUCUGAUGUCCAGGUGGUGGAGCUGCAUGACUGUUUUGCUCCCAAUGAACUCCUGACCUAUGAAGCCUUGGGGCUAUGUGCUGAGGGUGAAGGUGGGAAAAUGGUGGAUCGUGGAGACAACACAUAUGGUGGCAAAUAUGUGGUGAAUCCAAGCGGUGGACUGAUCUCCAAGGGUCAUCCUCUUGGGGCAACUGGGCUGGCACAGUGUGCAGAGUUGUCUUGGCAGUUGAGAGGCUUGGCAGGGAAGAGACAGGUUCCUGGGGUCAAGCUGGGCCUGCAACACAAUAUCGGGCUGGGAGGAGCUGUUGUCAUUGCACUGUAUCGUCACGGCUUCCCGGAGUACAAUAGGAUGCCAGGCAUCCAGAUGGUUAGGACUGCUGCAGCAGCUAGUUCAGAUGGCUUUAAGGUGGCACCUGUGUUUGCAGCGAUGGAGACCAAACUAAAACAGGAAGGUCCAGCUCUUGUGAAGAAAAUUGGUGGAAUCUUCCUGUUCAAGGUAACAGGAGGGCCUGGAGGGAAAGAGGGUCUGUGGUUGGUGGAUGCCAAAAAUGGAAAUGGGGCUGUCAAGUUUGGUUCUACAGUAGACAAGGCUGAUGUCACUUUAACCAUCAAGGAUGCUGACCUGUCUGACUUGAUGACUGGCAAGCUGAAUCCACAGACUGCAUUCUUCCAAGGGAAACUAAAGAUUCAGGGAAACAUGGCCGUGGCUAUGAAACUGCAAAGCCUUCAGCUGAGGGAGAAGGCUAAGCUGUAAUCACACUAAGACAUCUGUGGUGUAGGAGUCAUACCUAGUACCUCCAAAGGGACAUGGAGAAAUCUGAUAUUAUACAAUCUUCUUCAGCAUAAUUUCCAACUAUUGACAUGUGAUAAGCUACACAUGUACAUACAUUCAAUGUCCAAUCACAUAAGGUUUCUCAUGUUGAGGUGAAUGAAAACUCUACACGAAUCCCUCAUCAGGUGAUAUUUCAUGGAUUAAGGUUAUUGGUAAUUCUUAUAAUGCCUUGAGAUGACCUGUUUGUAUGAUUUGAUGUUCCUGCAUUUAACAGAGUACAAUUUGAAGGUAAAUAUCUUCACACUGAUGCCAAAGUGCAUUCCAAUAUUAUUAUCUAGAUGCAACGGAGCAAAACAAUGAAGUCAGUUAUUUGUCAUAAACCUGGCAAUGUUGAUUUAUUGGGCUUAACAGCGGCCUUAAGUGGUAAUUGCCAAAUGGAUAUCACGUCAAGGAAGUAAAAGAUUACAGCAUUUUUAAAUUGAUCGGUUGUCACGUUUGCCCAAUUUCCAUGCUUAUUGUCAAAGUCGACUCGGAAUGGAUUGUGUAAAGAGAACUUAUCUCAAGUAGCUUUUCGCCUACUUGAAUGUCACCUCGGGAGGUGGCUCAAGUUAAUCAGUGGGGGCACCAAGUUGCAUUUUUUUGUGUGUAAAUCCAUAGAGUCAACUCGCAGCAAAUGCAUAGAGACCAUACUCCAAUCACAGCAAGUUCUGCAAUGCACAGAGGUCAUCCUUCACUCGCAAAGUUAUUUUAUGUCAUUUUAGAAGGUUUGUUAGGACAAUUUUAAGUAGCCCCCCAAAGCAGCAAUUUGAUAUUUUUGUCAUUUUCUGUUUACUAAAUAUUGGGCGGCAGCUAUCUUAACAGACAUUCUAAAUCACUUCACAGCCCCAUAUGUAAACAGAAUGCUCGAGUUGACUCUGGCCAAAUGAACUUGGAGUCCACUAAUAAAAACUCUUAAUGUGUAAAUUGGGCCAUCAUAAAUAAUCAUGAUAAUUUGAGGUUGUAUGAAUGUUUUUGUUGAUACAUGUGUUGGACAUAAAGAUCUUAUUACAUUGAGAUUUUCUUAAUUUGGCCUCCAUGUAAAGCUGGUGUGUAAUGGACAGAACUGCUCAACUACUCCCUUUACUGUCUGUUGGCUGUGAAUUACAGAUAAUAAAAGACCUUUAAUUAUGAA